This is a messenger RNA of Saccostrea cuccullata (small rock oyster), 1233 nucleotides long. RefSeq names its product GTPase IMAP family member 8-like. The coding region runs from base 1 to 1233 and encodes 410 amino acids. The transcript is spliced from 6 exons. Lineage: Eukaryota; Metazoa; Mollusca; Bivalvia; Ostreida; Ostreidae. Gene Ontology annotation, molecular function: GTP binding. The record is from RefSeq and is a predicted model, not a curated record.
AUGUCGGGGGAAUGCAAACAAUCACAAAGUACUAUGGAGUUUGUACCACAAUGUCCAAAGGAUAUGAAUGGAUGGGAUGAAAGAGCAAAAUUAAAGGAUUGUCCUAGGAUUACUAAUGGUACUACCUGCAACUAUGGAAAACCACUGGUGUAUCACUGCCUUCCAAAUCCGUACAGAAAUUUAAGUAUUGAGGUCUGUGCCCCUCGUACCAAUAUUCCACCAGAUACCUGUCCCGAUUACAGCAUCGAAGGGAAGAGGGUAAAUGCAGCAUAUAAUUGUUCAGAAAAUAUAGGAUAUCCCUGUCCAGAUAAGCAAUACUGGUCAACAGAAAUUAUUAAUCAUCGAGGUUGUUAUCAAAGCUUGACGUCGCUUCGCCUAGAUAAUAGUUCUACACAGCUUCCUUUUAAUAUAAGUCAUCAUGGGGAAACGGGAGAAAACCUUUCUCGAGGAGAGAUAGCCGGAAUUGCAACAUCACUUGUUUUCUUGGUCCUUCUCUUGUUGUUCUUCGCCAUCCUCAUCUUUUUAUACAAACGGUCUGACGAGAGGGACUUUAAAACAUUUCUAGGGCAAUACUUUCGAUCAUGCUGCAAUUUCUUCAGACGAAGGAAAAAAGAUUCAGCACCAAAUCAUGUAGACGAAAAGCAGCCUUUAUCCGAAGAAAUAAGAAUUUUACUUCUCGGAAAAACAGGAAACGGAAAGAUUUCAACUGGCAAUACUAUUCUAAAUAGAUAUGAAUUCGAAGCUAAACUCUCUGCUGCCUCUGUUACUAAUAAAUGUUCUAAGGCAGAGGUUGACAUAGAUGAUCUCAAGACUAUAGUCAUAGACACCACCGGUCUUGUUGAUACUGGACGUAAAGACAAAACUAUGAAAAAACAAAUGAAAAGGAUGUGGAAGUUAUGUGAAGGGCGUCUCCAUGCCAUCAUCGUUGUAAUGCAGCCGGCUGCAAUCCAUGAUGUUGAUGUUGAGGUUUUAAAUAACAUUGAAAAACUUUUUGAUAAUGUCGACAAAGAUUUUAAACAGUUUGUGAUAGUUUUAUUUACUAGAAACGACAUUUUAAAAAGUAAAAAAGUGGACCUCAAGUUAUUUUUAGCUGAUUCCGCAAAAAACGUUAGAAAAUUACAGAACUUCAUUUCAGAAUGUAACGACAGACUGAUUCCAUUCGAUAAUACAUUUGUCAACAAAGAUGGAAAUAUGCAGAUCCUGAAAAUUAUCAGCAGGUACAUGACCUUAUAA